UCCACACUCAUUUUAGCCAGUGCCCAGGCUACCAGCAGAGAAGGGAAGCAUGGCUCCGGGAGCAAAGGAAAGAGAGGAGGGGCCAGCCAAGCGUGCCCUCCGGAAGGUACGCACAGCCUCCCUGGUCAUUACCUUGGCCCGAGGUUGGCAGCAGUGGGCAAAUGAGAACAGCACCAGGCAGGCCCAGGAGCCCAUGGGCUGGAUGCCAGGAGGGAUCCAGGACCCACCCCAAGCUCCUAAACCUGUGAUAUACCCCACGCCCCACCAGAAAUCUCAAAGUGCCCCAAAGUCUCCCUCCCAAAAGCCAGAGGGACAUGGAGAUGGACAAAGCUCAGAGGGAGCCACUGAGGUCUCUCAUAUCAAAAGGAAAGAGGUGACCAAAACAAUUGUCAGCAAGGCUUGUGAGAGAGGAAGCGACGUGAGCCACCUCAGCCGCAGAUACGAGGAUGGCGGCUUACCUGAACGCGGUCAGCCCGAGAAUGACAUUGACCGGAUCCUGCACAGCCAUGGCUCCCCGACGCGGAGGAGGAAAUGUGCCAACAUGGUGUCUGAGCUGACCAAAGGCUGGAAGGAGAUGGAACAGGAUGAGCCCAAGUGGAGGAGUGACAGCAUAGACACAGAAGACAGCGGCUAUGGAGGGGAGACCGAGGAGAGGCCUGAGCAGGAUGGAGAGCAGAUGGUCACUGCCAGAAUCAAACGCCCCUUACCCUCCCAAGCACAUAGAUUUACAGAGAAACUCAGCUGCAAGGCCCAACAAAAAUACAGCCAAGUGGGCAACCUGAAAGGGAGAUGGCAACAGUGGGCUGAUGAACACAUGCAAUCCCAGAAACUCAAUCCUUUCAGUGAAGAAUUUGAUUAUGAGUUGGCCAUGUCUACUCGCCUACACAAGGGAGAUGAAGGCUAUGGCCGUCCCAAGGAGGGAACCAAAACUGCUGAAAGGGCCAAGCGAGCGGAGGAGCACAUCUACAGAGAAAUCAUGGACAUGUGCUUCAUUAUCCGCACAAUGGCUCGCCGCAGACGAGAUGGCAAGAUCCAGGUUACAUUUGGAGAUCUCUUUGACAGAUAUGUUCAUAUUUCAGAUAAAGUAGUGGGUAUCCUCAUGCGCGCCAGGAAACACGGAUUGGUGGACUUUGAAGGAGAAAUGUUGUGGCAAGGCCGAGAUGACCAUGUUGUGAUCACACUACUCAAGUGAACCUUUAGCAACAAAAUCCAGACUUCACCCAGUAUUGUCUUAAUGCUGAAUGUUGAUAUAGUAAAAAUUGAAAUGCAAACUGCUCUGUAAUAUUUAUAAAUAUUAAAUAAUUUUUACAUAAA
Molecule: messenger RNA, 1314 nt
Organism: Manis javanica (Malayan pangolin)
Lineage: Eukaryota; Metazoa; Chordata; Mammalia; Pholidota; Manidae
Gene: ABRA
Product: actin binding Rho activating protein
Biological process (GO): positive regulation of Rho protein signal transduction; positive regulation of transcription by RNA polymerase II
Cellular component (GO): sarcomere
Molecular function (GO): actin binding
Source: RefSeq, a predicted model, not a curated record